UCUAUCCUAUCUUGACAGAGUGACGUACAGUAUCCUGGCACCUUAUUAACAAAAUGUUUCUCCUGUCUCUGUUUCUUGGCAUCUGGCUUCUCCCGACAGUUGAUUCCAUUGAAUGUUAUAACUGUCCAAGGGAACUCUCUCAAGUAGACUGCACGACAAAAAGGAAAUGUGCCACAGAGGAUUAUCUAUGUGGUACAGGAAGCAUGGUGCGGUUUGAAGGGGGUUCCAAACACUCAGAGAACAAGGCUCGAGGCUGUGUACUGCCUCAUCAAUGUCUCAACGGAUCAAUAAACACUGGAAGCUCUAAACUUGUGGUUACCUCAGUGUGCUGCAAAUCAAACCUCUGCAACAGUCAAGAUUUUCCUGAACCUCCUGAAUUCUCCUCAAAUGGCAAAAAGUGUUUUAAAUGUGUCGGAUCAGACUGCACUGGAAGUGUAAACUGUGAGGGAAAUGAAGACUAUUGCUACAUAUCAAAAGUUAAAACAGACAAAGGAACUAUAACUGAGAAGGGCUGUGCCUCCAAGCUAAUCUGUUCAGAGAAUUCAGUGAAUUGGUUUUCCUUUAACUGCCAGGGUGACAACUGUAAUGGUGCCGGCAUUAUAAGUGUGCAGCAGAACCGAGCCGUGAGCUCCUGGGCUUGGGACCGAGCUAACAAACCCAACCCGGUGACGGUAGCCUGGAUACCGGCGGCCCCAUGCCCCGGCAGGUGGGGGGAGUAUAGGGCUGCCGCUGUCCAGGCAGGUAUAAAAAGUGGGACGUCUGGUUACCCUAUUUACACCUAG
Molecule: messenger RNA, 782 nt
Organism: Cyprinodon tularosa
Lineage: Eukaryota; Metazoa; Chordata; Actinopteri; Cyprinodontiformes; Cyprinodontidae
Exons: 6
Coding region: 54-782 (242 amino acids)
Source: RefSeq, a predicted model, not a curated record